This is a messenger RNA of Tribolium madens (black flour beetle), 360 nucleotides long. RefSeq names its product single-pass membrane and coiled-coil domain-containing protein 4. The transcript has 2 exons. The record is from RefSeq and is a predicted model, not a curated record. Bases 116 to 301 code for a protein of 61 amino acids. NCBI's taxonomy places the organism in Eukaryota, Metazoa, Arthropoda, Insecta, Coleoptera, Tenebrionidae.
GUCUAUGACGUGUUCAUAACCUAGAAAACGGUCGGAUGUAACGUCAGCAAGUGAUAAUCGGAGGCUUAGGCAGUCGUUUUCUCCUCAUUUCUGACUGAGUUCGGAUUUGUCAAAAAUGCGGCAGCUCAAGGGAGGUAAACAGAAGGAAUCUUCCCGAGAGAAAAAGCAGAGGAAAAAGGAGUUCGCUGAAGUACAAAAACAAGUAAAAACGAUAGUGCUCCCAGCCCUCGCCGUGUCGUUUAUUUUGAUAGUGGUGUACGUUUAUUUAAAGACCCGUCCCAGCAACUACAAUAUGGAUUAAACUUUGUUUUUCUACUCAGAUAUUAUAUUUUUAUUAAUAAAAACCUGUUUAAAAAUGUA